AUGGAUGAAGAGGCCAGGAAAAAACAUUGUCAUCUCUUAAUGUUUGACGUUCCUGAAUAUGGGCAAGACGCGAUUUCUAUUAACGAAAAUAUUAAUAUCAAUGAAAUUGAUAAUCCUCAUCAUUUCGCUUACUAUGAUAACGGUUCUAUGUUUAAACGUACCGUAGAACCUCUUAAUCAUGUUCAUAACAUAAUUGAACCAUCUGCUCUUGAUGUUUCCAAUUCAUCUGAAAAACCAAGAGCUCGUAAACCAAAAAGAACUCCUAGACCACCAAAUGCUUUCAUUUUAUAUAGAAAAAAUAAGCAACCUGAUGUAGUUGCUCAAAAUAAAAAUUUAACUAACGCUGAAGUAUCCAAAGUUAUUUCUAAAAUGUGGUGGAAAGAAACUGAAGAAAUAAGAUUUCAAUGGGAAAAACUUGCUGAUAGAAUGAAACUUAAACAUAUGCAAGAUCAUCCUGAUUAUGUGUAUCAACCAAAGAAAUCUGGUACCAAGAAGCCACGUAAAUUAACAAAAGCAAUGAUUACCGCAAUAGCUGAAUCUGCUUUUGCCGAAAGUAAAUCUUCUCCUCCAUCAUUUCUUUAUCCGGUGACUCCAAACUCACCUUCUUCAUCUUUUCCUUCACCUCCACUUUCUGAACGUUCAUCAAAUCAAUCUUCUACCGUUCAUACUCCAUCUUCUCCAAUUACUGCUCCUCCAAUUAUUACUACUCAAAGCAUUAAUAAUCCAUCCAUGAAUCAAAGAAUACAUAAUUCUCAUAAUACACAUAAUCAAUUAAUAUAUUCUCAACAACUUCCUCCAACUCCAGAAAUGGUUCAUUAUGAAUUAACUCCUCAAUAUUUGUUACCAACUUCCGAAAAUUUUAUGACUAUUGAUCCAAUUUUAUCUGGUACACCAAAUAAUACAUAUGUACAUAUGCAACAUUUUGGUAAUAUAGAAACCAAUACAACAAAAUCUUUCUUUAAUACAUCAACUCAUAAUUUAGAUACUUUUUUAGAUCCUCAACCAGUAGAUAAAUUUCAAUAUUUUGUUCAAGAAGAAUUAUUUAGUAGUAGUAAUACAGUUACAGCUAAUUCAACUCCUGAUGUUGAUGAUAUGGACGCUUAUUUUGACGAACCUUGUUCGUCUCAACAUCAUUUUCAAAAUAUUCAUUUUUCUAGGAGAAGUAGUUUCGCUAGUAUGAGUUGA
This is a messenger RNA of Dentiscutata erythropus, 1185 nucleotides long. The record is from the annotation of a GenBank genome assembly. NCBI's taxonomy places the organism in Eukaryota, Fungi, Glomeromycota, Glomeromycetes, Diversisporales, Gigasporaceae.